Messenger RNA from Lotus japonicus, 1199 nucleotides. RefSeq lists its product as uncharacterized. Bases 187 to 909 code for a protein of 240 amino acids. NCBI's taxonomy places the organism in Eukaryota, Viridiplantae, Streptophyta, Magnoliopsida, Fabales, Fabaceae. The record is from RefSeq and is a predicted model, not a curated record. The transcript has 8 exons.
UAUUAAUCACUAAUUUCUACCGAAAAAUACAAUACGCGCAAUAGAAAAACACAAUAAACCCUUGAAUCUCUUUGGAAUCACACUCAAUAAAUCGUUCUUCGUCACCAUCAACAGUUCCAGAUUUCGCGACUCCCCGAUCGUACCUUCAGCUUCGAUAGUGAAGUAAGCAUCAUCUUUUAACUGGCAAUGGCGUUUGAAGACUUUGAACCAAUCUUUGGCGAACCGAAAGUGGAAUGGGCAGCUCAUAGUUCAUGUCCUUUGCGUCCCUUUUUGUUCCAUGCCACUGCUCCUGACUCUUCUCACAUUGUAGUCUGUGUCACUGAUUUCCACUCUGACACUUGGGAAGCUCGUCUUUCAGUUUCCUUUCUUGAGGACAUUAGGGACAUAAUUGGAAUAGGGGGCUCUUGGGCAGAGUUUGUGGAGUAUUUUGUAACAUCCCUCAAGUCAGAAGAUCUCAAACUGGUUCUAGAGGCAAAUUCAAACUCUGAUGGUGUUAGUCAUGCAAAAUUAGUUGCUCAGAAAUCAAAAGGAAUGCCUCUAAUCACCAUUCCUCUUACCAAACUUUUGGACUCUGCUGUUAAUGAAGCUAUGUCAAAUUUGUCUCUGAACCUCUUUAGGGCAUUCAAAAACAUCACAUGUUCUCUUGUAAAAGAGCAAGAGCGCUCUGUCUGGUUGACAAACAUGAUAGCUGCUGAAAAGGCAAAAAAUGAAACCUUACAAACAGAAUAUCAAAAGUUUCAAAAGAUUAGCGACUCAGAGAAAGCGGGUGUUUCUACUAAUGGACUUAAAAAAUCUCCAGAUAAGCAAGCAGCUCGGGAUACUAAAGUUAAGAAUCGUGUGGUGCCAGUACAUCGCAGGACCAAAGUAAGAGGGGCCCUCUUGCAUGGCAGUGAUGAUGCUGAGUCAUAGCUCAACUCUUACUCAAACCAUUUGCUCUUUGGGAAGUGAAAAAUAUGUCCUGGCUCUAUGUUUGCUUCUUUUUCAGUGUUACAUUGCACUAUUGUAUAGCUUGGAAAGCAUAUAUUACUAGUUAGUGGGAGUCGCAUAAAAUUAGUGAUUCAAAACUCAUUUCCUUGUUAACCAUGCAAAUGAAAUUUGUUCAUUUGAUGCCUGUUCCUCUUCAUGCCCCUUUCUUAACCCCAUUUAGUGUUCUUUCUGUAUAUAUUAGUAGCAUGUUUGGAAUUUUCUUAAUUUGUUCA